UUGUGUUCUUCUAACAGCUCGUAUAAAAGGGUCAUGUUGUGUUCUUCAAAUUCUUCGAACAAGACGGGGAAACGAUUAGAUACCGCUAUUAGACAAGGGUUGUUGGUUUGUGUUGAGAACACUGGCCUUCCUACUUUUGUUGUUGCUGAUGCUGGACGCACACAGGUAAAAAGUACAAUGAAUUGGCAGAGGAAACCUCAGAUUUUUCUCAACAUUCUCUGCAUAUUGGCCUAUUGGAACCGCCAUCGCCAUCGGAUCAGCCGGAUUUUACUGCCAUUCAUGUUCCUCAGCUGCCCCAUUUUCUUCUCUUUGGUUGCAAAAAGAUCCACAGCCGUAGUAAAUUUUCCUGCCAUUCUGUACUUUCGCCAACUUCAAGGCAUCGCCUUUUCCUUUUCUUUCACACAAUUCUAUAUUCAAAUUCUAACCCAGAUUAAGCUAAUGUAUUAUGAUGAACUACACAAGAACAAAAGAGUAAACUUUAAGAAAAGUGAUUAUGGGUAUGCUGAGUUCAAAUUUUAAGCUGUUAGAAAUGAAAAUUUAGUAACUCUAGAUCAGAUUUUUCAAAUAAUUAGCCACUAAUUCAUGAAACAUUUCUCUAUUCGUAGAUGGGUGCUAUGUGUUGGUGGAUCAAGUAAUCGUCGUUGUCGUUGUUGGAUGCAUGGUUGAAUUCCAUAGUCUCU
Molecule: messenger RNA, 680 nt
Organism: Cucurbita pepo subsp. pepo (vegetable marrow)
Lineage: Eukaryota; Viridiplantae; Streptophyta; Magnoliopsida; Cucurbitales; Cucurbitaceae
Source: RefSeq, a predicted model, not a curated record